AUGGCAUCAGCUGAGCUCUCCAAGCUAUGCAUCUGCAUUGUCACAUUGCUCUCUUUGGCAAUGCAUGCUAUGUCUGCACAAACGCAAUCCCAACCCACAAUCACAAACGACGUCAAGCCUACAGAUGAGCAGCUCAUUUCCCUACCUGCUUCAUCUCCAUCUCCAUCUCCUUACCCCGAAAACCUGGCUCCCGAAAGCGGAGGCUAUGUGGUCUCUUUACCAGAACCAGAUUCGUACAAUCCUCCACCACCACCACCACAAGAACCUUACAUUGAAGCCUUGUCCCCUGAAACUCAAGAUGACCAGCUUCUCCCUCCAGACUACUCUCCCUCCCCUGCACCUUCCCUCCAAGAAUACUUGGGUGCUUCCGAUCAAAUCACAGACUACCCUUCUCCUCCUCCUCCUCCUCCUCCAUACACUGAAGUUGAAGCUCCUGAAGGUUACUCUGAGACUUACAGUCCAGUUCAAUCUCAAGCACCUGCACAAUCUUCAAAGCCGGGCUCUAAUGAGUUGCCCUUCAACUACAAAGCUGACUACGAGAGUGAGUUUGAUGCACAAGAUUUUAAUGAUUCAGAUGAGAGUAAGAACAGAGGAACAAUGGUGGGUUUUGUUCUUGGGGCUGUUUGCUUGGUUGGCUUGGCAGGUCUUGUGUACAAGAAGAAGGAUAAGAAGUACACUAAGGCAAAAGCAGAGUAUGAGUAUGAAUUGACUAAGAGAGAGGAUGCUUGA
Prunus persica (peach) is the source of this 729-nucleotide messenger RNA. Its product is annotated as vegetative cell wall protein gp1-like. Bases 1 to 729 code for a protein of 242 amino acids. The transcript has a single exon. NCBI's taxonomy places the organism in Eukaryota, Viridiplantae, Streptophyta, Magnoliopsida, Rosales, Rosaceae. The record is from RefSeq and is a predicted model, not a curated record.